Dentiscutata heterogama is the source of this 630-nucleotide messenger RNA. Lineage: Eukaryota; Fungi; Glomeromycota; Glomeromycetes; Diversisporales; Gigasporaceae. The record is from the annotation of a GenBank genome assembly.
UUAUUAUUGCUCCUAAUAGUUUGCAUGGACUUAGAAAUAAAAUUAGACAAGGUUUAAUUGAGGAUGUGCCAAUCUCAAGGCCUCGUUGUCCAACAGAUUGGAAAUCGAAUCUUCCUGGAGAAGCGGAUCAAAUAAUUGAUCCACUUUUUGAUGCUUACAUCAAUUACUUAACAGCCACUGGAUAUCCUUGGUCUGAAAGGAAUUAUAAUAAACUUUGGCCUGUAGAUAUUCAAAUAUGUCCAAAAUAUAUCCUUAGGAGUCAUGUAAUAUAUGGACCUGCACUCUUAAUGGGUAUGAGUUUACCACCUCCGAAAAAAAUAUUUGCCCAUUCAUUUCGACAAUCGCGAAAUGAUGCAGAGCCUUUCCGAGUAAUUAAUUAUUAUGGUGCUGAUGUUUUUCGAUAUGUCUAUUUAGCAUAUGUAGAUCCCUCUAACUCAAAUGAAUUUUCAGACCAAAAUAUCAAUAGUCGGUAUUCCACAGAUUUAGUGAAUCAACUUGGUCAACUAAUUGGUAAAUGUUUAUCUUCUCAGUUAUUCCCAAAUGGUCCAUGGAUUCCAAUGUCUCCAACAAACGAAAAUGGAAUACCUGAAACUGAUAGGAUUAUAUAUCAGACUUUAGAAAAUUUACCAG